Molecule: messenger RNA, 2482 nt
Organism: Petromyzon marinus (sea lamprey)
Lineage: Eukaryota; Metazoa; Chordata; Hyperoartia; Petromyzontiformes; Petromyzontidae
Product: insulin-like growth factor-binding protein-like 1
Biological process (GO): regulation of signal transduction; regulation of cell growth
Cellular component (GO): extracellular region
Molecular function (GO): insulin-like growth factor binding
Source: RefSeq, a predicted model, not a curated record
CUUCCUCCCAUCCCCCCAACCCCUUCCUCAUCAUCAGCGCUUGAGCUCGCAACGCAUUCCCCGCUCCGCGUCUCUCGCGCACCACGCAACGAAACGAGCCGCGUCCACCUCCUCGCCUCACGCCUCCUCCUCAUCCUCCUCCUCAUCCUCGUCUCGCGCCCCAGCUCGGCAUGAAGCCGCUGUUGGUGCUGCUGGCGCUGGCGCUGGCUCGGGCCGAGGAGCCGGGCCCGAGCGCCGACGGCUGCGGGCCGUGCGAGCCCGACUCGUGCCCCGCGGCCAAGUGUCGCGCUCCGGAGCUGCUGGCCAAGGACGCGUGCGGUUGCUGCCCGCUCUGCCUCGGCGUCGAGGGGGAGCCGUGCGGCGGCGUCGACCCCGCGGGCCGGGGCCGCUGCGCGCAGGGCUACGUGUGCCUCGCCUCGCCGGGAGACGGCGACGUCGGGGCGGCGGGAGCCGGGAGCACGAGGGCCGGCGGCUCGGCGGGGCGGUGCGUGUGCAAGCACGACUUCGCGGUGUGCGGCUCGGACGCGAAGACCUACGAGACGGUGUGCGCGCUGCACCUGGCCAGCUGGCUAUCGACACACGCGGGGCGUAGCAAGGUGCACAAGGAGCACGACGGGGAGUGCAAGUACGCCCCCAUGAUCGUGACGACUCCCAAAAACAUCGUGAACGUGACGGGCUCCCAGGUGUACCUGUCGUGCGAGGUCAAGGCCGUGCCACUGCCCAUCGUCACCUGGAGGAAGGUGACGGAGUCGCCCAAGGGCGUGAAGCUGCUGGAGGAGCUGCCCGGGGAUCGCAUCAACCUGGCCGUGCAGGUGCGCGGAGGGCCCUCCAAGUACGAGAGCACCGCCUGGGUGCUGAUCAACCCUCUGAUGCGCGAGGACGCGGGGACCUACCAGUGCCACGCUAAGAACAGCCUCGGGGAAACGCAGGCUGAGUCCUCCAUCAAGGUGGUGGAGGGCAAGGCCAAGGCAGGAGGAGGCGUGAUGACCAAAGACGGCCGAGGGGACAGCGUCGAGGGGACCUCCAAGUGAGGGCCGACGUCCCGAGGCCAUGGCCGCGCGCCGACCGCGAGCUUCUCAGGCCUUAGCAGCUUCCCCCGCGUUUUCCCCACGCUAAAUAGUUAGCAAAAAUAUUCUCGAAUGUACAACCUACGACGAGACGCCGUGAGAACACGAGUGGUUAAGAUGCGACAGUGCGGGCGAGCAGGCCUCCAAUACUCAUCAGGUUUAAAACAAAAAAGUGGAAUCUUUAUAUUUUUUAAAAUGAAAGAUUCGUUGUUUUGAGAGAGAAAAAAAAAUCCUGAUAUUUUUGCUAACUACACAGUUCGAUAAAUGAUCAAUGCAGCAUGGGUAAUAAAAUAAUAAAAAGGACACCAAUGCUAGUACUUGGACAGGGUAAAAUAAGUGGCUUUCUGUGUGCUGAGAGGUAUUUUUAGACGUUUAUCAAGUGCUUUACUUUGACACCUUUAUUUACUUUUGCUACGCGCCCGUGCGUGUGUGUCCUUUAUUUGUGUACGUGUGUGUACGUGUGUGUGUGCACGUGUGUGUACGUGUGUGUGUGUACGUGUGUGUGCACGUGUGUGUGUACGUGUGUGUGUGCGUGUGUGUACGUGUGUGUACGUGUCUGUGUGUACGUGUGUGUGCGUGUGUGUACGGCCUUCAUCGGUGCUCGCUGGCAGCACUUGCUCCAUCAGUCUGUUAAGGCUAUACGGGGGAUUUUGUAUAACACUUGGCAACGUGGCUACAUUCCGCGCGGGAGAGACACCCACCCCUCCUUUGGCACGCACGGAGCGCCGCUUGUUCACGCACGCUGCGCCAGCCCCGCCAGCGGUCGAGCGGAGUGCCAGGUGAUCAUAACAGCAGUUGUCAUAAACACGCUGUGUGCGCGGCCAUGGGCCCGCGUGCCGUUACAUCUGCGGUAGGCAAAGCCUCUCUCCCACGUGGAGGGGAGCGGUGGCUAAAGCCUCGCACGUGGAGGGGAGCGGUGGGUAAAGCCUCCCUCGCACGUGGAGUGCAGCCAGCUUUUACGAGUGUGAGAAUGUAGCGGACCUCCGAGGGCAUCUGGACAGAGUCCGACACCAGCAGGAGUGUGGCAGGACCUUUUUGAGUCGACUGAAAGGGGGGUGGUGGUGGCCAGGGUCUGGCGGUUGGUGUCACUGGCCCGGCCGUAUGCGCAGGGCCAGAGGUGUUGACAGAACGCUUUCAAUGUAGUAAUGUUUGUGGGUGCAGUGGUUUGUUCAUCGUAACAUUUGCAUUGGAAACUCCAUGCCUUUACGCUAAUCAGUAUUAUGCAGUACAAAAAUUGAGCACAGACCAUUUUACUGUUGUUGUUUUGUACCCAAACGUGGCAUCGAACGCACAUUUACUCCGCGCUUGAGAACGUAAUCAAUAUCAAGGUAACCAGAAUGCAAUUGCAUUUUCACGAGCUUCUGUAUUACUAAUCACUAACCGCGUCAAUAAAGGGUCAGCAUCUAUGGAUUAAA